AUGAGCAUGCUCGAACGCUUAGCGAGGUAUAAUCAGGGCACCAGAUCCCGCCGCGAUAUACCAAAACUAAAUAUAAAACCCAAACCCGGAGGCAUCAAUGACGAUGGACAAGACCGUAGCUUUAUUAGCAGGCAACGGGAAAUCGUGAACCAGAUCCUAAGCCCGACCGUCAAGCAUUUCGGGUUUGACGGGGCCAGUACCUUGCCAUUCAGCAGGAAAUCGUCGCCUCCAAGAGCUCGAACGACUGAUUCCCCAGAAUCGUCCGAAUCCGACUUCGACUACGACCGGGUCGCCCUGCUCGACCUCUCGGACUCGGUCCGGGCCAGCCUGCAGCACGACAAGACCAUCGGCCCGGACUACGACAAGCUGAGCGAGUUCCUGGAGGCGGCGCUGCGGGACGAGGAGCUGAGGCAUCCCGGGCUCGACUUCGAGACGGUGGAGUACGCGCGCCUGGACAAGCUGCUGGCGGAGCUGCUGCAUCAUGCCGGGUCGCUACGGAUCGGCAGCGGGCCGACGAGCGGCGGACUGGGGGCGGCGAUGGCGCUGGUGACGCCGAUCCGCAGCACGCACGAGACGCACAACCCGCACAUCGGCACGUGGACGAGUAGGAACAGCCACGUCGGGGCCGGCCGCAAGCGGGCCGGGUCCGUCGAGCUGCCGCCCAGGUACCGCGCCGACCUCGCCGCGGCUAAGAACCUGCUGCGCGCGUGGCGGCGGCGGUUUCGCGAGCAGUACUUCAUGAUGGACCAGCACCGGUGCGCCGUGCUGGUCAAGGGCGGGAGGCUGAAGGAUGUGAGCUUUGAUAGCUCGCUGACGUACGAUCUGGGGAAGUGGCAUACGAAGGUUAGCGAUCCGAUUUCGGAACUCGAGAGUAAUCUGGGGUUUGAGACGGGACACUGGUGGCUGAAUAUUACGUGCGCCGAGCGCGACGGCAUAGUGGCGAGCUCGUUCGAGAUCCCGACGAAGGGGCGCUACGGAAUUACGACGCUGCCGCUCAUGACGGGCCAGGAGGAGAUGAUGCGCCCGAAUACGUAUAAAUACGUGCGCGAGGGCAGGGCGCCGGACAUGCACAUCGCUCUGAUUUCUCAAGUCGGCCGGCAGAUCCGAGUCCUUCGGGGCUACAGGUUGAAGAGCAUACUCGCGCCACAGGCUGGCGUUCGGUAUGAUGGGCUUUUCACCAUCAAGCAAUACGGAUUCAGACAAGAUAGCAAGACGGGUGCCUACCGCCUCGAGCUCACCCUCGAGCGCAUGCCGGACCAGAAGAAGUCGCUAGAGGAAAUUAGGAAGAUCCCGAGGCCGUCUCAGCUCGACGACUGGAACUUGUACGAGAAGCUGGAAGGGGACAAGAUUAAGUUACUGCAGGGAGAGACGACUUACUUGGAAUGGAAGCUUAGACGUCAAGAGGAAAAUAUAGAAAGAGAGGACUGGAGGAGGGCAAGGCUGUUUAAAGCUUCCUUUUCUCAUUAAAUGCUGGUCCUGGUCGGGCUCGAUGUAUUGUUGGCUUAAGCCUCGAGAAUAGGGGUGAACGAUGAUUAUGACUACUUAGGUAAUUCGAACCUAUAAAAGUUCUCUCGCUUUAACAAUUUGGUUAUAAAAACCUUUCUUCACUUCUGAACUCAUCAUCUGUGCCUUUUGACUAUAUUUUUUGUGGCUUGUAGCUCUGUCG
Molecule: messenger RNA, 1666 nt
Organism: Annulohypoxylon truncatum
Lineage: Eukaryota; Fungi; Ascomycota; Sordariomycetes; Xylariales; Hypoxylaceae
Product: PUA-like domain-containing protein
Exons: 5
Coding region: 1-1467 (488 amino acids)
Source: RefSeq, a predicted model, not a curated record